AAUCCACUUCUUCCCAUUUUCUUAAUUCUUACACCGCAAAUUAUUCAUUUCUUUAAUAAUUAAAUUUAACAAAACUAAAAUCUAGAAAAAUAUACAAACAUUUAACGAAUCAAAACUUGUUCUGUUUCCCCCUUUCCCGCUAUGAUCCUUCCUUCUCUGUUUCUCUUCUAAUCAUUAUUCCAUUAAACACCUCAUUAUUCAUUAAUCUCUCCAAAAAAAACAAAAAAACAAUGGCAAAUCAUAAUAUUCCUGUGAAAUCUCUGAGUUUUGAUUCAAGGAUUCAUGAUGAUCACAAGAACAAAGAAGAGAAAGACAUUGGCAAAUCAUACAGUUUCGCGGCUCGAGUCGUGUCGGAUUUUGACGACAAUGAUGAUCAAAAGCCACGUAAGCCAUUCACCAUUGAUGAAGGAAAUGAAGGGCAUGAAGAACACGGUCAUGACGAGGAAGAGGAAAAGGAGUUCACCCUUGAUCAGCUUUCUGAAGACAUUGAUCAGUUUAUAAAUUCUCUGUCUUCAGCCUCGGAUGAGCCGCCUGAAAUCUCCCACGCGGUGGCUAAGUUUCUUAAGAAGGUUGAGGCGAAGAUUGAGGAGUACGAAUCCACGGCGCAGGAUACGGUGGUUUUUGGCCGUGAUGUGGAGGGGGAUGCUUCUUUUAUUGCUGCUAUAAAUAGGCUGUCUGGCCUUAUGAGGGCUCUUCAUGGGCUGAAAUCGAAUUAUAUGAUGCCAUUGUUGAAUCAGACGAGCUCCGUCCUGCACCGUGUGAUGCUGUUCUUGGAGGAGGAGCUUCGUCUGAUUCUGGAUGAAUCCGUGUGCCAGAAUUCGAACAAUAAUGCUGCAGAUGGUUCGAAUUCUAAUAAGCACACGGAUUCUUCCCUGCAUAGCCUCAAAGGGAGGCUGCAGUCGUUGACAUCAUCUGCUCAUCGAAAUGAUCACCAGCAGGAAGAAGGAGGAGACUUCUGCGAGCUGCAGCCACUGCAUGAGGGUGGUGGUGGUGAUACAGAGUCGGAAGAACAACAACAACAGGAAGGGAAGGAUGUGACUAGUACCACCUUCCCUUUCUUUUCUUCCGACUCUGUAUCAAGCAUCCGUCUCAUAGCCAAUGCCAUGAUCAUUGCAGGCUAUGAGACGGAAUGCUGCAAUGUCUUUCUCAUUGCCAGACGACACACCUUCGAAGAGGAGCUAAAGCGACAAGGUUUAGACAAGAUUAGCACAGACGACGUGCAGAAGAUGAAUUGGGAGCCGCUUGAAGGGGAGAUUUCAACUUGGAUUCGCGUCUUCAAACAUUGCACCUCUAUCCUCCUCCCAGGGGAGCAAACCUUCUACGAGUCAGUUUUUCCUGAUCAUAUAAGCACAUGUCAGUUCCUUUACGGCGACCUCUCCUACGCCAUCCUCUCUAUCAUUGUCAACUUUGCCGAGGCUGUCUCCAUAACCAAGCGUGCCACAGAGAAGUUGUUCAAAUUUCUAGACAUGUACGAAACACUACGUGACACGGUCCCUUGGGUCGAGACUAAAACACCAAUGUACUCCUCCGAGGAGUCCGUGGAAGGGUUAAAGUCGGAAUUGUCCUUUGCCAAAAGUAGGCUAGGAGAGGCUGCAGUGUCUAUCUUUUGUCAGUUCGAAAACUCCAUCAAAGGUGAUAACACAAAGACUCCGGUGGCUAGUGGAGCGGUACAUCCCUUAACAAGGUACACCAUGAAUUACCUUAAAUACGCUUGUGAAUACAAAGAUACCCUAGAACAAGUCUUCGAACAACACCUAAACACAGAUCAAACAGAGGAAUUCUCUGCAUUCGAUCAUUCCUCCUCCUCAACAGAGCAACAACACAAACCAGCAGAACAACACCAGCAAGAAGAAGAGAAGCAUUCGCCAUUCGCCUCACAACUAAUAACAAUCAUGGACUUACUAGACACGUAUCUCGAAUCUAAAUCCAAGCUAUAUAAAGACCUUUCAUUAAGGUACAUUUUCCUAAUGAACAAUGGCAGAUAUAUGCUUCAAAAAGUCAAAGGUUCGACCGAGAUUCACCAAGUGAUAGGAGACAAUUGGUGUAGGAGACGAUCCUCGGAUGUUAGACACUACCAUAAGAGCUACCAAAGGGAGACUUGGAGCAGGGUUUUGCAAUGUCUUAACCAAGAAGGUUUACAAGUUAAUGGGAAAAUAUACAAACCAAUAUUAAAGGAAAGGUUUAAGAACUUCAACCAAUUAUUUGAUGAGAUUCAUAGGACACAAAGCACGUGGGUUGUGAGUGAUGAGCAGCUUCAGUCGGAGCUUCGAGUAUCGAUUUCUGCUGUUAUGAUUCCGGCUUACAGGUCGUUUGUUGCGAGGUUUGGACAGAUUUUUACACCAGGAAGACAGGUUGAGAAGUAUAUUAAGUUCCAACCUGAUGAUAUUGAGACUAUUAUUGAGGAAUUGUUUGAUGGAAAUCCUAGCUCCAUGGCUAGGAGAAAAAUAUAGGAGCAAAUUAAGAUCAUAUGAAAAUUACUACAGUACAAUCUAGGGAAAGGAAGGAAUCUGGGUGUGGUUUAGACCUGUUCAGCGGGCUGGGUUAGGGCCGGGUCGGCCCGAAGUUAAAUGUGUUGGGCCAAGCCGAAGUUUAAAUGUGCCGGGCUGUGUUUACAUUAUUUGUGUUACAUUUACAUGCUCAUUAGAGAGUUAUAAUUUUAAUCUUCUGUAUUAAUUUUUUUUGAUUUUGAAACUACUAAAAUGUAGGGAAGGUUGGAUCUUGGCGCGAUGGUUAAGUGUCUACUUGAUAUUCGCUAGGUGCACUGGAUACGGCCUUUUUGUAAUUUGUGUUGGAUAGUACGUUACUGUAAUAUUUAUCUCAAUGUAGUUAUAUUAAUUAACAGGA
Molecule: messenger RNA, 2844 nt
Organism: Spinacia oleracea (spinach)
Lineage: Eukaryota; Viridiplantae; Streptophyta; Magnoliopsida; Caryophyllales; Amaranthaceae
Product: exocyst complex component EXO70B1-like
Exons: 1
Coding region: 231-2450 (739 amino acids)
Biological process (GO): exocytosis
Cellular component (GO): exocyst
Molecular function (GO): phosphatidylinositol-4,5-bisphosphate binding
Source: RefSeq, a predicted model, not a curated record